Messenger RNA from Drosophila arizonae, 749 nucleotides. RefSeq names its product Tetraspanin 42Ed (gene Tsp42Ed). Lineage: Eukaryota; Metazoa; Arthropoda; Insecta; Diptera; Drosophilidae. The record is from RefSeq and is a predicted model, not a curated record. Gene Ontology annotation, cellular component: plasma membrane.
UGUAGUCAACGCGUUCAGCACACAAUUCUGUCUCUAUUAAAAUGGAUUGUGGUGGAGUUUUUGUUAAAUAUGUGCUCUUCAUAUUCAAUAUAUUGUUUGUGAUAUGCGGUAUUUUGCUUAUCGUGUUCGGUUCGCUUAUGGUCUCGGAAAUCAAAGAUUUUUCGAGUGUGGACCAAACAUUUACAGCAAAUAGUGUGGCUAUUAUCAUACUUGUAUUGGGCUGUGCUAUCUUUUUAGUAUCGUUUAUUGGAUGCUGUGGUGCCAUACGAGAAAAUGUUUGCGGACUUACAGCGUACUCCAUCAUUAUGUUGGGCUUAUUUUUGUGCCAAAUUGCCUUGAUUGUCUAUGUGUGGAUCAAUCAUGUACAAAUUCGGCAAUCUCUUGAUCAGGUGGUGCAAACGAUUUGGGAUCAGAGGAAAACGGAUGGCCUCCUCAUGGAUACUCUGCAGAAAUCUCUAAAAUGCUGUGGCCUAUAUAAGUUCUCUGAUUACGGCACUGUCUAUCCCGCCUCUUGCUGUGACUCCCCAUCAAACGGAACUUGUAGCUUAACUUCUGUUUUGUUUAAGCCAGGCUGCAAAUCGGCAGUUGAUUCGCUUUGGGACACAAAUGCCAACAUUAUUAAAUAUGCUGGACUGGGUGUCACUGCAGUUGAGUUGGUGGCCUUCAUAUUUGCCUGCUGCUUAGCAAAUCAGGUGCGAAACAACGAAAGACGACAAAAUUUUUAAAUCUCUAUUUAUGAGACGGUGUCA